This is a messenger RNA of Enterobius vermicularis (human pinworm), 1962 nucleotides long. NCBI's taxonomy places the organism in Eukaryota, Metazoa, Nematoda, Chromadorea, Rhabditida, Oxyuridae. The record is from the annotation of a GenBank genome assembly.
AUGACGGUGAGGUUCCGGAAAGCAACUAAGUUCGUUGACGAAGUUGCUAGCGAAUUUGAAGGACCUUUUGAGCCGGAAAAAAACUGCUGUUUGUCUAAGACUGGAAGGCAACCGAAUGUCUCUAGCGAAGGUGAUGUUGGACAUUCUUUUGGUCCAAGUGAAGAAGCAUCGGAGGAAGAGGUGGAUGCAGGUCACGAUGAGAGUGACAGUGAUGCUGCUUUAGAUCGUGAAACCUAUCACAGUUAUAGCUUAUGGAAUUAUUUUUGGUCGGAACUCACAAGGUUUUUUGCAGUUUUUCACUAUUCAAGUUUCAAAAAAGUUCUUUUGUUUGUUAAUCUUUUAGCACUUUUUAGAGGAUACUCGUUACAAAAUGAUGUUUCACGAUACACAGAGAAAAGGAGGAAGGUCUAUGCGUUUAUCCGUAUUCCAGUAGAGCUGGAAAAGUUUUUGUUUUAUGGCUUUAUGCAAUGUGUAGAUGCAUUUUGUUACCUACCAACAUUUUUGCCACUCCGGCUAUGUAUGUCUAUUCUGGGUUGGAUUCUUAGACUUCGGAGGUGGACAUCUUCAGACACUUGUGAUUUUCUAAAAGCUUCAAUUAUUAUAGUGGCAUCUUUGAUCAUGCAAGUUAUUGAUACUUCAGUGAUGUAUCAUCAGGUUCGAGGGCAAGGGGUGAUAAAAUUGUACAUAUUUUAUAACAUGCUCGAAGUGGCUGAUAAAUUAUUUAGUAGUUUUGGCCAGGAUAUCUUUGAUGCCCUCUUUUGGACUGCAAGUGAACGUUCUGCAACUUUGUUACGUACUCUUGGCCACCUUUUCCCUGCAAUUGUUUACGCAACGUUCCAUACAGUACUGGUUUUGCUUCAAACGACUACAUUAAACGUUGCUUUUAACUCACAUAAUCAAGCUCUUAUCGCUAUAAUGAUGUCUAAUAAUUUUGUCGAAUUGAAGGGGUCGGUUUUCAAGAAGUUUGGUAAACCUAAUUUAUUCCAAAUGGCUUGCAGUGAUGUUCGCGAACGUUUUCAUAUAAUGAUUAUACUGUCGAUGGUUGUAGUAAGAAAUAUGAUGGCUGUUAACUGGAAAAUUGAACAUUUGGUUGAAAUGGCACCAGAUUUGGUUGCUUUUAAUAUUGAAUUUACUUUGGUUCUGGCGAUGGUAGUAAUUGUUGAGUUCAUAGUUGAUUGGCUAAAGCAUGCUUUUAUAACAAAGUUUAAUGGUAUUCCGUCGGAAGUUUAUAAAGAUUUUACGAUCACAAUAGCUUACGAUGUUGUACGUAAUCAUGACGAAACUGCAUUUUCCGAUUAUUCUGACCAAGUCUCGAGAAGAAUGGGUUUCAUUCCAAUUCCUCUGACUAUCAUGGUCAUCCGUGUGUUAACUCAAACAUUUGACUUCACCACUACAUCAGCAUUUAUAUUAUUGGUUUUAUCUUGGUUCCUUGUCUUAUCCAUAAAAAUGUUGAAUGGUGUGAUUCUUUUGGGCAAGGCGUGUGAGUAUGUUACUGCUUAUCGGGAACUUCAGGCAAGGGCAGAAUAUGAGAUUUACCGUAACAGGCUUCUUCUGAAGAAAAGCAAAAGUGAACCAAAUUCACCUCGAAUAAGUUUGGUUGACUUCACAGAUGUUUGGCAACAGUCUACAGCUCAUGCUGCUUCGAAAGGAUUUACAGUAUCAGAUUUGCUUUCACACUGGGACGAACUCUGCAAAUUGGAAGAAACUUCAGCUCCAGAAACGCUCGCUCCCAGAAGGACAAAGUCAUUUGCAAUGAUCAGCCGUCCUCACCGAGAUACUUCGCUGCCUCCCUCAUCGGGAACACAAGAGAAUGAUGACCGGGAAGAAAGAGUAGAACAUUCUGAAAAUAAAUCCACGCAGAAAAGACGCAUGCAUUCCACAGAAUGUGAAAGCCUCUCUGAUGUUCAAGCUUAUACUCUGCUCAUCACAUCUCCUGAAGACCCAGACCGCAUUGAAGCUUGA